UUGGAUCGUUUACUGGUUAUUUCUUCCUUGACUGCAUCUUUGAGAUUUGAUGGUGCUUUGAAUGUGGAUGUGAAUGAGUUUCAGACCAAUUUAGUCCCAUACCCUAGAAUCCAUUUCAUUUUGUCUUCAUAUGCACCAGUGAUUUCAGCGGAAAAGGCUUACCAUGAGCAACUAUCAGUAGCAGAAAUCACAAGCAGUGCAUUUGAACCAGCUUCAAUGAUGGCCAAAUGUGAUCCACGCCAUGGGAAAUACAUGGCUUGUUGCUUGAUGUACAGAGGAGAUGUGGUGCCUAAAGAUGUGAAUGCUGCAGUGGCACCAAUCAAGACCAAAAGGACCAUCCAGUUUGUUGAUUGGUGUCCCACAGGGUUCAAGUGUGGCAUCAACUACCAGCCUCCAACUGUGGUACCUAGUGGGGAUUUGGCCAAGGUUCAAAGGGCAGUUUGCAUGAUUUCAAAUUCUACUAGUGUUGCUGAAGUGUUCUCAAGGAUUGAUCAUAAGUUUGAUCUGAUGUAUGCAAAGCAUGCAUUUGUGCAUUGGUAUGUCGGUGAGGGUAUGGAGGAAGGUGAGUUUUCUGAAGCUAGAGAAGACUUGGCUGCUCUUGAGAAAGAUUAUGAAGAAGUGGGCUUGGAAUCUGGUGAAGGAGAUGAAGAUGAAGGGGAUGAGUACUAGGUUAGAAUAUAAAGUAAAAUCUGCCAAUGGACUUAUUGGUCAGCUAAUAAAAAUGGGUUAUUUUGUUUGUCUUCUCUAUUG
This is a messenger RNA of Gossypium raimondii (Peruvian cotton), 750 nucleotides long. Its product is annotated as tubulin alpha chain-like. The annotation marks the transcript as partial. Gene Ontology annotation, cellular component: cytoplasm; microtubule. The record is from RefSeq and is a predicted model, not a curated record. Gene Ontology annotation, molecular function: structural constituent of cytoskeleton; GTP binding. The transcript has a single exon. NCBI's taxonomy places the organism in Eukaryota, Viridiplantae, Streptophyta, Magnoliopsida, Malvales, Malvaceae. Gene Ontology annotation, biological process: microtubule cytoskeleton organization; mitotic cell cycle.